AUGGCGUCCGUGGUGCCACUACCUCUCGAUAUCGACGACUUACCGUCUGAAACACUUACAGAAGUCCCGAAUGUAUUCGCAAACUCUCAAGAGGUCCAACGUUCCAUUAAACGAGCAGGUCAAGCACUUAUUAAUGCUUUUGAUCUCUCGUCCUUUUCGUCAGAAUGUCAAGGUGCAGUUGCUACGAUGGCGGCAUCGGGUCAUGCUCUUGAAUUACGAUUUUCAGAUGAGAUCAAAACUGCUGGUGGACUUACCGUUUUGUCUCAACACUGUACAUUAAGGCACUUGGCUGAUGUUCGUAUAGCAAUAGCUGACUGUGCCACUGCCACGAAAUUUUCGCCGCCUGUUGUCGAGUUACUAUCGCUUUGGUCGGUUGUACAUACAUCUGUGACCGAUGUACUCACUCAAGUCACAUUGCUGUCAGCUCCAAUCUUUAAUAAUGGCUCCGAAAUACUGCAAACUCUUGAACAUGGUGAAGAAAAUGCGAAAGCGAUCGGCAAGUUCUUGGCUACUGCACUCACUUCCUCGGAUCUAUUAGCUUUAACUUCGGAUCACGAAUUAAUUCAUGCUCUUCAUCAUCUUGUCGAAACGGGGCAGCCAAUAGCAGACGAUAUUGUUCUUAAAUAUCAUCAACACAUGGCUAACAUUCGCAAACUUCUAUCCGACCACGACUGGAACAUAUUUCAAUCACAUUGUUUGAAGCCAUUGAAUUUAUCUUUGCUAGCAAUUGAUUCAACAAUAGUUGAACAAGCAAAGGAGGUCACAACUUUAAUCAUAAAGACAUCAAAUGAUGUUUUUGACUCGCCAUACACAAAGUUGAUUGUUACUCAAGGCUUCGCUAGUCUUGACGAAGUUUUCAGUCAAAAUCGAGAUGUUGUCGAUGCAGCAUUGGAAACAAUUCGAAACGGGGGUACCUCAACUUUUGGUGUAGUUGCAACAUGCUUAAGUCGUUCUGGAUUUCCUUCUCUUCUUCGCGUUGAGAUAGUGCGGGAUUUCUUUCAAACCGUCAGUCUUUUCUUUGCUGGACUGUACGUUUCAGUACUCGAUUCCUUUAAUCAAUACCAAUUCGCAAGCAAAAUGAACAGUUUUCUAGACACUUUACAUUCUUUGUACGAUGUCAUGGCAAUUAACUUAGUGGCUUUAAUUGAAAGGACAUCACAAAGCCGAGCGUGGAUAGCUGAAGUAGCUGUUUGGAUUCUACUCGCUGCUAUUACAAUUGUUUACGGAAGUUUUCUGUGGUUUGCAUUCUCUGGUCGUCAUUUGCAUCGUCGAGCGGACGAAGUGCGUCAAGGGCAUGAAGCUUUAACAUGGGCGCUACUCGCUGAGAAGCAAAAGAUGCGAGUCCGAAUCUUUACGAUUAUCAUUACCGCGUGUCUAACAGUCUAUUUACCUUUAACAAGACUUUGUUUUGAUAUUGUCAUUGCAGCAGCGACUACGCAUUCAAAUGAUGACAAGAAUCAAGGAAUAAAUGCUUCAAAACUGCUUCUCUCUCGAUUCCAACAUGAUCCUGCGUGGCCAGUUUUUGUGGUGAUAGCCAUUCUCUUACUCAUAACGUUCACGAUUCCACUUCCAUAUCUACUUAUCCGAGCUAUUGCAGAGAAUCGACCAACGGGAUCUCUUGAAAAUCCACUUGUUACAUAUGAUUUGGACGGAGAAAUGGUUCCGUUCGACGAUAAAGUGUACGCACGUCUUGUAUCUCGUGAUCCAAGUCAACUUCGAUGUCCUUAUCGCUCUUUAUAUGCUGGAUUUGAACAACGCUGGAGCUACUACAAAGUGUUGCAGCUUAUUGUGAAGCUCGCACUUGCUUUUGGAAUUGCACUGACAACAAAUUCAGAUGUUCAAAUCCGUGGUAUCAUAUCGUGUUCGAUCUACUCAACUGUUGUUGUAAUUUCUGGAUAUGGGACCCCAUUUACUGAUCCUUUAAAUAAUGUGAUGGAAAUUAGUGGUAAGGUAACUGCUUUAAUCACUUGUGUGGGUGGAGUUAUCGUGGCUUUUAUUAAAACGGACCAAAAACUACUUCAAUUUAUUACGGUGUUUGUUAGCGUGGUACACAUACUCAACUUAAUUGUUAUGUUGCUUGUUCUUCUUCUUGGGAUGAACGGGUUUCGACUGAUAAUCAAAAAUCUACUUGGGUGGAUAACCUUUAGUGAUCCAUCCCGCGGACUUGAAGAUGUUUCUGCAAAGAGUAUUUUACCUCGCUGGGAUAUUGAUAAACAAGUUAAAUAUCGCGUGUGGCAGGCCUUCUGGCGUUCAUUAUUUCUCACAAUGACGCAAAAUACUACAAUCAAACCUGGUGAAGUUACUGUUGUACAGCGAUUGGAGACAUUGGAACAAGCAGUUGUUGCAUCAGGAAUUCAACGAGUGAGAUUACAUUGGCAUGGAGAUGAAGAUUCGUAUAUUUCGAAGCUUCGUUUGGUAGCACGUGCAGCAUUAGAAGGGGUGGAUGUGUUUUGGGAUGACGCUACUGGAGCUCGAGAUGGAAUUCUGGAUUCCAAGUCAUGUUUUGGAAAAAUGUACGUCCGUCCGUAUCCGUUUCACUGCAUCAUGGUAUACGACGAUUCGAAAGACGAAACUAUCAUUCGAGAUGAAGCAGAUAGUUUUGGACACUCAACGUUGGCGAAGUUUUUAUCGCUCAAUUUUAGUUCUCGAAUUUUAGCGAAACGAGCGUUAAGACAAAAACUUCGCGUGCUUAGUACAAAAGCUACAGCUGUCAACUUUCCAUUCACUAGACAAGAACAAGUAACUGUUGACGAUGGUACUAUAACGAGAACUGAUUCCGAAGGAAAUACGCACACAGAGACCCGUUACUCCACCGUAACUUUUACGUGUAGCUAUACAUGUGGUGUACUUCACGUAACUACAAGAGGUGAUAAUAGCAAGCGAAUAAUGGCUGAAGGGUUUGAUGUCACCAUGUCGUAUCGCGAUGGACGUGGAGAUGCUGUGGCUCCACAUACGAAAAAGGUUCAUCAUCUCGAGAAUCGAGUAGCAAUUAUGGGUAUGGAUCAUAUCGGUCUCACUUAUACAAUGGAAGAAAGUGAGCAACUUCAAAUGAUUUUCGAACAAACGAGAGAUGUUUGGAUUCCGGGUGUCAUUGAAUUACAAAAGCAUUAUCAAGACUAUCGAAACGGAUUAGAUCGUAAACACUCACAAGCGAACUCGACACUGAGCGAUGCGUUCUGGUUUUUUGUCUACAAUAAUCCCCAUAUUUCUCGCCAGGAGCUUCAGAAUCAUUUUACAAACCGCGAAGGAAAUCCUCGCCUUCAAUCACUCGUUAAGACCCACGAAAGCUCGCUUGAUUCGCUUUAUUUGCGAAUGAAAUAUAUCUAUUCUCACCCUGCAGUCACGUUUUGGUUUGUAUUCUGGGAAGAUGUAUACGCUCGGAACGGAAACAUGAAACGAAUUAAAGCGUUCAAAGCAGAUUUUGAUCCUAAUCAAACUACAGCGAUUUGCUAUCAUGUUAUGCAACGUCCUGAUCUCGAAGUUUGGUUGAAGAAGCGGCAUUUACUUGGAAAGCGACGAUUCUUUCAUACGCAUUUACUUGAUCGGCUUUUCAUUGAAAUGGAUAAUCGUCUGGCAAGUGGGGACGUGAAUUCAGUUGAAGGAGACGGACUGCCGGGAGCAGUCGUGGAAAUGGAUGUUCCUUGCGAAGCGGGUGUCAUCUCCGACGCGUCGGUCGGGGUAUACAUAGACUUAGAAGUGGACGUGCUUUCCGGAGUGUCAGUAAAUGGAGGAGGUGCUGUUGGAAUGGACGAUUCAGGAAUAAUUGUCGAUGACAUCGGAGCGGGCGUUAUGAUGGGCGCAUCAGUCAGGGUAUACGUAGACUCAGGAGUGGACGGGCUUCCAGAAGUCGAGGUGGAUAUGGGAGCUGCAGUCGAAGGAAACGUCGAUGGUUCUGAAGUAGGCGUGGCUUCUGUCGAAGGCGACGAGCUGUCAGGAGCAAUCGUCGGAGUGGACGGAGUUGAUGUUUCUUCCUGA
Molecule: messenger RNA, 3975 nt
Organism: Plasmopara halstedii
Lineage: Eukaryota; Oomycota; Peronosporomycetes; Peronosporales; Peronosporaceae
Exons: 2
Coding region: 1-3975 (1324 amino acids)
Source: RefSeq, a predicted model, not a curated record